Molecule: messenger RNA, 1035 nt
Organism: Arachis duranensis
Lineage: Eukaryota; Viridiplantae; Streptophyta; Magnoliopsida; Fabales; Fabaceae
Exons: 1
Coding region: 1-1035 (344 amino acids)
Source: RefSeq, a predicted model, not a curated record
AUGGAAGGAAAUGUUCCUAAUCCACAAGAGGGAGUGGCUAACAACAAUGGCCAGCCUCAAAGGAGGGUUCUAGCCUCCUAUACUUUUCCUAAUCCAAGGCACUAUGGGAGUAGCAUACUGACUCCAAAUGUCAAUGCAAACAACUUUGAAUUGAAGCCUCAACUCAUCACAUUGGUGCAAAAUAAUUGUUCUUAUGGAGGAGGUCCCUUGGAAGAUCUAAACCAACACCUAUCCACCUUCCUAAGGAUAUGUGACACAGUGAAAACCAAUGGUGUGCAUCCUAACAUUUACAAAUUAUUGUUGUUUCCAUUUUUCCUAAGAGACAAAAUUGCUCAAUGGUUGGAGGCAUUUCCAAGAGAAAGCAUCAACAAUUGGGAAGAUCUAGUGAACAAGUUCUUAGCCAAGUUUUAUCCUCCCCAAAGGAUCAUCAGACUCAAAACAGAGGUCCAAACAUUCACUCAGAUAGAUGGAGAGUCAUUGUAUGAUGCCUGGGAGAGAUACAAAGCUCUAUUCAAAAAGUGCCCGCCAAAAAUAUUCAGUGAAUGGGAUAGACUCCAAAACUUCUAUGAAGAAUUGACACUGAGAGCUCAAAAAGCACUUGAUUAUUCUGCUGGAGGCUCAGUACAACUCAUGAAGAUAGCGGAGGAGGCUCAAAAUCUCAUUGACACUGUAACAAACAACCAAUACUUCUAUGGUCAUCAAAGGCACCGCCAACCAGCUCAAAGGAAGGGUGUAUUAGAGCUGGAAGGUGUGGAUACCAUCUUAGCUCAAAACAAGGUGAUGCAUCAACAAAUCCAACAACAAAUGGAGAUGAUGGCCAAGAGGAUUGAUGGCCUCCAAGUUAUAGCAGUGAAUACAAGUCAACCAUCACCUAUAUGGGGGCAAAAUGAGGAAAACUAUGAAGAGAGUCAGCAAGAACAAGUCCAGUAUGUGCACAAUCAAGGUUCCGGUCAGAAUAAGUUCCAUGGAGACACUUAUAACUCAUCCUGGAGGAACCACCCAAAUUUGAGAUGGGAAGACAACCAAAACCAAUAG